GGCAGGGGAGGAGGGGUGUCGGUGGUGGUGGUGGUGCUGCUGCUGCGGCGGCACAACAACAUGAUUGUUCCCGUCUUCUUCUGCCUCUUCUUCAGUCGUGGAGUGGAGUAAAGAGCCAGGACAGUUCACAUAUUUCGCAGCAGCCAAGCACCGAACAGUGGUGCUAUUGAUUUCUAGCAACAGUAGCGGAGUGGCUGCAGUCCAGUUGUAGGAAGGAGGACAGAGGAGGAGUUUGCAAAGUUAACGUCGCUCGGUUUGCCUCAUGCUCACAAAGGUGCGGACCAGCUUGGCUGUUUUUUUCUCCAAACGCUGGUGAAGACAGAAGUAGAGGUUUGGAUGCAGGUUGUAUGUUGGCUGCUGUGCCUUGGCCUGGCUGGGGCACUUGCUGUGCUGCAGAAGGACCAGGUGGCCCAGCAUGCCAUCAAGCUUUAUCGGAGCAAGGGGGCCACACAGGGGCACAGCUGGGUGGCCAGCAACUGCAAGCGGCUGGUGGGUCUCUUGCGUCAGAAGAAUGUGGUUGUCAAGAAGCUGGCCGCUGCCGCAGAUGCUGUUGGAAGAGACCGAGCCCUUUCAGAACCUGAAAGGCACUUCCAGGUUCACACCCUGGAGGUUUUCCAGAAGGAGCUGAAUGAGAGUGAACACCUGGUGUUCCAGGCGGUGCACAGCCUGCAGAGGGCGCUGCAGGGAGACUACAGGGACGUGGUCAACAUGAAGGAGAGCAGCAGACAGAGACUGGAGGCCCUCAGGGAGGCAGCCAUAAAGGAGGAGCAAGAGUAUGUGGAGCUGGUGGCUGCUGAGAAGCACCAGCAGGAAGCUGUGAAGAGCGCUUUAGCCCAGAACAAGACUCUGUCCAUGCUGGAUGAAAUCCUGGAGGACGUCAGAAAGGCAGCAGACCGGUUAGAGGAGGAGAUCGAGGAGCACGCCUUUGACAACAACAAACAGAUGAAAGGAGUGAAUGUAGAGGCAGUGUUGAGAGUGGAGGAAGAUGAGGACAACGGAGGGAAGAGGAAGAACAAAUCCAGGCAGAAGGAAGUGGAGGAUGACCUGGGACUGAGCAUGCUCAUUGACUCGCAGAACAACCAGUAUGUUCUGACUAAACCACGAGACUCCACCAUGCCGAGAGCAGACCAUCACUUCAUCAAGGACCUGGUGUCGGUGGUGAUGUUGUCCCUACCUUGUGGCUGGAUUUGCACUCUAGUCGGUCUUCCUCCAAUGUUUGGAUACAUCAUCUGUGGGGUCCUGCUUGGUCCCUCUGGUCUCAACAGCAUCAAGUCUAUGGUCCAGGUGGAGACUCUCGGGGAGUUGGGUGUGUUCUUCACUCUCUUCGUGGUGGGGUUGGAGUUCUCACCUGAGCGCCUUCGAAAGGUAUGGAAGACAUCUGUUCAAGGGUCUUGCUACUUGAGUCUGCUGAUGGUUGGGGCCGGUUUGUUGUGGGGACAAGUCUUGCGUAUCCGCCCAACCCAGACUGUCUUCAUCUCCACUUGUCUCUCCCUGUCCAGCACUCCACUGGUGUCCCGCUUCCUUGCAGGAGGAAGCAGGGGGGACAAGGAAGGUGACCUGGACUACAGCAGUGUUCUUCUUGGGAUGUUAGUGAUGCAAGAUGUUCAGCUCGGCCUCUUCAUUGCUGUCAUGCCAACUCUGAUCCAGGCACAGAGUGGAGACUUGGACAGCUUCCUGUUUGGAAGUCUGCGUGUGCUGUAUCUCCUGGCCCAGGUCCUGGCGUCUCUGGCUGCUGUGCUGCUGCUUUGUUUGUUACUCAAAUCAUUCCUGAUUGGUCCCUAUUACAAGAAGCUGCAUGCUGAGAGCAAAGGCAACAAGGAGAUCCUGGUUCUGGGGAUGGCAGCUUUUGUCUUUUUUAUGCUGACGGUAACUGAGUUUCUGGAUGUUUCCAUGGAGCUGGGCUGUUUCCUGGCUGGAGCUUUGCUGUCCACACAGGGUCACAUGGUCACCACAGAGGUCAUGGGGUGCAUUGAGCCAAUCAGAGAUUUCCUCGCCAUCAUCUUCUUUGCCUCUAUUGGUCUUCACGUGUUCCCGACAUUUGUGCUGUAUGAACUCACCAUCCUGCUGGUGCUAACAUUCACGCUCGUCAUUAUGAAGUUCGUCAUGGCUGUACUGGUGUUGUCGGCGAUCUUGCCUCCAGGCUCUCGACACAUACGGUGGAUCGUCUCAGCUGGCCUUGCGCAGGUCAGCGAAUUCUCCUUCGUCUUGGGCAGCCGUGCACGUCGAGCUGGCAUCAUCUCCAGAGAGGUGUACCUGCUGGUUCUCAGUGUCACUACUCUCAGUUUGCUGCUGGCUCCGGUGCUGUGGAGAGUCACCACACACAGAUGGGUUCCCCGGGCCGAACACAAAACGGUCCCAUGACCAGACUGACUUCAGGGCCGAAAGGGUCCCGCAUACAGUGACUCUUACACAGCCGGCAGCGACGUCACAAGGAGCAGAAGUUAAGUCUUAUUUGUCCAUUCAGAAACUCGCACACAACAACACGAGGUGGCCUGUUGGACCAAAUGUUUCUCCUCUUCUUUCUUCUUCUUUAUUCAACAAAUUCAAUCCACUCCUUUUUAGGGGAGGAAAUCAUCAUCUUCAGCUACAGUUUCACUUGAGAUUAUUGAAAAAUGCCUCCAUCAGAUUGUUAUAAGGGAUAUUUUCUCCAAGCAUGUACCUGGAGCAGUGUAACAUAUACAUUAGUUACUAUAAAUAUAAUUUACUGUAUAAAGACUGUAUAACACACACUAAAAUAGUAAUAUAGGGUUAUAUUACCGAACACUUUCACUCUGCAGUCAACAAAUCUUGAAGUCAGUAUCUGUGACUUGAUGGGAAAACAUACCUGCUUCACAGUUUAGUGGAUAAGCACAGAAGACUGGAUAUCCUUCCAGCUCUGAUGCUGUUAAAGGUGUGCGUGCACCAAAAAGGGAAACAAAGAAAAAAGUUUCCCUCUUCACUAUUUCUGUUGUUUUUUUUCUGUUGACGCUAAUUCAUGUCUGCACUUCGAACCUCAAGUUUGCCUAUUCCUUGUAGCGAUCACACGGACCAAAUCUGAGGCCUCAAAUCUUUUUCUUUUAAUGUAUGAGUACAUAAUAGGAAAUCACUUUUAUAUCAUUGAAAUGACCUCCAUCUUUCCUAUAUUUGACAUUACUACAUCUGACAUUUAGCUUUUGUAAAUCUGCUUUUUUAUGGCAGAUUGUGCUUCUGAUUGAAGGGCAAACCCUUUUCCUACUGUAUUUAAUGGAUGGUAUGUGUAGUUUAUUCUGAUCAUUGUAUUACUGUGUAUUUAGGUGUGAUAACACAUUCUUGUGUUACCCAAAAACUACAAUAAUUAUCCUAAUAAAUCUCCCAUUUCUUGUCAAAAACCAUGAUACAUUACACAUCAGUAGAAAACUAAGGAAUGUAGAUGUAGAAAUACAAUAUUAGGCAGCAGCUCACAAAAACAAAUGAAAAUACUCAAAUAUAGAUAAAUUAUUCUUUACAUUUAAAGAGAAAUCCUGCACUAGUUACCACUGAAUGUCAAAGUUAUGUGCCUGCUCAACACUUGUCCGCAGCAGGAGAAAGAAAAGUGUCAUCUCACUGUGAGAGCACUUCUGUGGCAUCUCAUGCUGUAAACGUUUAAUAAUUCAUAAUGUGCAAUGUAAAUGUGUGUAACUCGGCCACAUAUUACUGUAUCACUUAAGUUUAAUAUUGGUUUCAGAUAUUUUCCUACAGUUGGUUAACAGAGAGUUUACAUAUGUGUGUUGGUGGCCAUGAGUGUCGCUCGUAGACACAAAGAAAUGCUGUUUCAAUUAAAACGUUCAUGUAUUUUUUAUUUUUUGUUGAUUUAAUUACUUUAUUUAUUAAAAAUAAUACCAUAAAAAAGUA
Messenger RNA from Seriola aureovittata, 3849 nucleotides. RefSeq names its product transmembrane and coiled-coil domains 3 (gene slc9d1). Gene Ontology annotation, biological process: potassium ion transmembrane transport; proton transmembrane transport. Gene Ontology annotation, molecular function: potassium:proton antiporter activity. The coding region runs from base 337 to 2361 and encodes 674 amino acids. The transcript has 15 exons. NCBI's taxonomy places the organism in Eukaryota, Metazoa, Chordata, Actinopteri, Carangiformes, Carangidae. The record is from RefSeq and is a predicted model, not a curated record. Gene Ontology annotation, cellular component: membrane.